AGUUAGCAACAUUCUCAGAGGGUUCCGACAUCGUCUUCUUCUCGCGGGUAGAGGCUUUCAUCAUGUCGCAGGACCGGGGGAAGGAUCCGAUAGACUCGUCUACAAGCGCCCGACAAGGUCAUAACACGAAGACGUUUGACUCCCCGUUCAAGGUCAACCCGAAAGUCGACGGCAAGAGGGACGACUUAGUGUGGCAUUUCGUAGCCGGAGGACGUUAUUUGGAUGGGUCGACGACGGCGGGUAGGAAGAGCGGUCGUCGAUGCCUGUGCAGGUUGUGCGGACGUUCGAUUUGUGGGGGCGCUAAAGCCGCCAAGGAAUACUUCUCAAAGAGCGAGAUGUUAUGUUGUGAGGCAGCCACUCCUGCUAUGUGGAAUGCGAUCUGGUCGAAGGACAUGACAAAAUGUCCGAAGGAGUUCGCGUCGGCCAUAGAAGCGUUGCAGAGCUUAUUGCCAGGCCAUUCGAGCUUGCAGUGGUCACCUCUUCGAUUCCCCAAGGACGCAGUGCCACCGCCGGUUCCUGCCACCGCCCCUUCAGGACGGGUCGCAUCGCCCAAUUCUGGGGCUCUGGCUAUUCGAGUCACGACAACGCGUCCUGCAACAACAGUUGCAACACAACCGGCCGCCCCACCGUCUGCACCACUGGCUGCGACACGAGGUGCUCGCGAUGUGGAAGUUGGUCGUUCCACGCCAGCCAACGAGCCCCCGCCUGUGAGGAAUAGUGCGGGCUCCGCGACAUUCGACGAGGAGAGCACACGUGCUUUUAUUGAGAGUCGCAGGUGGGGGGGGAGUGUCGGCAGUUCAGCCGUGCUCGCCCCUGUGUUCAAGGGUGCUAGACAGUCACAUGCUGCACAAUGUGGUGCUGCGGUGGCGCCCGGCGCAUCGCCCCACAGUUCAUCGGAGCACCCCUGGUUGCCACCGCCCCCGUCGCGAGCGGCGCAGCGUCCAGUGGUCCACCACACUCAUGCAACCGCCCUCCUGGAUCCGUCACACGCACCUGCAGAUGGUCGACAAUCUGCCUCCGUGCCUCGUUUCGGGGAACAGGCGGAUUAUGGGGUGCCUGCAAAGGAGGUCCCCGCUCCGGUGUCCGAUUCAUCGCCGACCCCGAUUCCGACAACGACGGGUGGUGGUCGGUCUGCCCCACAGCCUCCACCCUUGUUGACCAGAUCGUUAGACCCUUUGCAGCGCAUUCGCGACCUUGCAGUUGCCCAGAGCGCGACACCUGUGAGUCCUGGCGAGUUGGUUGAGGAGCGUGUGGACGACAAUGGCACGUCUGGUGGUCGCUUCGUUUUGAAGCGGUUGAGACACGGGGGCAGGCGGGAUGAGAGUAUUGCGUCUCGUGUGCGCAGACGUCGUGUCCAGAUUGCGAUCGACAUGGGGCACGUGACAUGCGGCAGGACCCGGUUGCCGUGUCAGAGGACGAGAUGGGAGAUCCUUCCAACGAGACGCGCCGUGACCCGGUUCACGCAGAGGCGAUCAUUCAUGGGGUCACCAGCGCCGGUUGUUGGCACUGAGGAGGAGACGGAGUUCGGAGGACCCGGCCCACUCCGCCAGGGGCAGACUUGGUGCACUACAGCAGGCGCCCUAGUCCACUCCACAGGAGUGGGUUUGGAGGACGAGGAGUCACGACGUGAGCCGCCUCCUCACACGAGUGACGGCGGUCCAAAGGAUGGAGAGGUUGCACCCACUCCCACUUGUGGACAGGACAGGGAGGACGAACGUCCUCCGACGGGCCACCUCGUCGGCAUCGACUGCCCGCUCGACAGUCUUCCGCGCACCGACGAGCUAUUCACCAUGGAUUCCGCCUUGGCAUCUCUGCCCGAUGUAUCGCUACUGAUAUCUCCCACUUUGCCGGUUGUGGCACCACCGGAGCAUGCUGGACGAGAUGACGCGCGUCGUGAUAGAGGGUUCGACGAGUUCAGCGGCGACACGAUACUGCAUCCUCCACAUUCCGGCACUCCCGCCAUUUUUCAUGUCAGUGCUAUGUGGGCGGUGGAGCAGGGGUUGGCGGAGGAGGUGGCACGUGGUGGACCGCCCGUCGCAGCACAACGAAGUUUGGGAGGUUCACUAGAGGCAGCGUCUGGAGAUUUUUUGGCGCAGGGGGAUCAUGGUUCGCAGCUGUUAACGGACGGCGUAUCAUCAGUCCGUCCACCGGAAGAGGGCCCGCAGCGAGAGCCACAUCGAGGCCCAGCGGAGACUUUAGAGGCGAGGCCUCCCAGAGUUAUCCACUCGGAUGGAGGCGAGGGCGUGAGCCAGGAUACGGUGUAGCUAGGGAGCGCAAAUGGCGGACGGUCCUUCGGGGGGGGCAUCGAGCGCAGAGAGUCAUCGACCGCACACCCGAG
Messenger RNA from Chara braunii, 2338 nucleotides. The record is from the annotation of a GenBank genome assembly. NCBI's taxonomy places the organism in Eukaryota, Viridiplantae, Streptophyta, Charophyceae, Charales, Characeae.